AACUAAACUCUAAAAUAAACCUCUCUUUCUUUAUUUUUUGAUCAGUCUUUCCUUCCCAUGCUCUCUCGCCCUCCACUGAAAAAACCCUAAUUCUCUCCACCUGACCUGCACUUGCGUUUUCCUUUUUUCCAAUUUUGUGAUUCGGAUUCUUCGGUGGCGCUUCUGCAAGCCAGACUGUAAGAGGAUGAGCGAACAGGAUUUUUUGGUGGCCUCAAUUUCGGAGCUCUCGAUUUCGGGGAGUUCGUCGCCGCCGGUGGUGGCGCGGUUUUGCUCAGGUACUCUCAGAUUUGGAUCGACGCCUGAUUCUAAUGACGCGGUUCAGCUCGAAAUAUGCAGCUGCAAGCUUUUCAAGCUAGGUGCAUGUCAAUCACUGUGCUUAUCUGAUACUUCUGAACCAAAUAAAGAGGAAAGCUAUAUCAGGGGAAUUACCAUUCAGUUUAGAAAUGAGGAGGAAAGUAAAGCCUUCCAUCAUGCCUUUGAGCAGUGGAAGAAGGAAGCAGGGUCUUUGUUAUCUAACGGAACUUUAUCAUCACUGAAAAGCAAGUUUGAUGACAAAAUCGAGGCAUCUUCAGCUAAAAUGUACUUUCACUAUUAUGGACAACUUCUACAUCAACAAAACAUGUUGCAAGACUAUGUGAGGACAGGAACAUAUUAUGCUGCAGUUCUUGAAAAUCGUGCUGAUUUUACUGAUCGAGUAGUAGUAGAUGUUGGCGCUGGUAGUGGCAUCUUGUCAUUAUUUGCUGCUCAGGCUGGUGCAAAACAUGUUUAUGCUGUAGAAGCAUCAGAGAUGACAGAAUAUGCUCGGAAACUUAUAGCUGGGAAUCCAUCACUUGGGCAAAGAAUAACAGUAAUCAAGGGCAAAGUAGAAGAAGUUGAAUUACCUGAAAAAGCAGAUAUCUUGAUCUCUGAACCGAUGGGCACCUUGUUAGUCAAUGAAAGGAUGUUAGAGUCCUACAUAAUUGCAAGAGAGAGAUUCCUUGUUCCUAACGGGAAAAUGUUUCCAAGCAUAGGAAGGAUACACAUGGCACCAUUCAGUGAUGAGUACUUAUAUAUUGAGAUUGCAAAUAAGGCUUUGUUUUGGCAGCAACAAAAUUAUUAUGGUGUCAACUUGACACCUUUACAUAGCACUGCCUUUCAAGGAUACUUCUCCCAGCCAGUGGUGGAUGCUUUUGAUCCUAGAUUAUUAGUGGCCCCUGCAAUCUCCCAUGUGAUAGACUUCAUGUCUACCAAGGAGGAAGACUUGUAUGAACUCGACAUCCCUCUGAAGUUUACAUCUACUGUCGGUGCCAGGAUACAUGGAUUGGCCUGUUGGUUCGAUGUCUUGUUCAAUGGGAGCACCGUACAGAGGUGGCUCACCACUGCUCCAGGGGCUCUCACGACGCACUGGUAUCAGCUCCGAUGUGUCCUUUCUCAACCAAUUUAUGUAAUGCCCGGUCAAGAGAUAACCGGUCGACUUCACAUGGUUGCCCAUCAAGCUCAAAGUUACACCCUAUACCUUACUUUGUCAGCUAAAAUGUGGGGUCCUGGUGCCGAACAAGGCGGAAUUCUCCAGACAUCAACAGGAAAACUCGAUCUCAAAGAGCCAUACUAUCGGAUGUCCCAACCACAGGCGUAUCCCGUGUCCCAAGAUCAACAGCCUCAACUACUGCAAACACAGGAUCUACAGAUACAAUCUCAGGAUGAAGAAGUUUCAGAUUUGUUGCAGCAAGCGAUGUAAGUGUAUCGUAUCAGAACCGAUUCAGCAGCUAGAGAGAGAGAGAGAGAGAGAGAAUCUGUUGACACUGUUGUAACUUUGCUGCUGCUGCUGUAGUAUUCAUUAUAUUUAUUACUUAUAUGGUUUGCUUGCUA
Messenger RNA from Andrographis paniculata, 1848 nucleotides. Its product is annotated as probable histone-arginine methyltransferase 1.3. Gene Ontology annotation, biological process: peptidyl-arginine methylation. Gene Ontology annotation, molecular function: protein-arginine N-methyltransferase activity. The transcript is spliced from 15 exons. The record is from RefSeq and is a predicted model, not a curated record. Bases 185 to 1717 code for a protein of 510 amino acids. NCBI's taxonomy places the organism in Eukaryota, Viridiplantae, Streptophyta, Magnoliopsida, Lamiales, Acanthaceae.